Diabrotica virgifera virgifera (western corn rootworm) is the source of this 11068-nucleotide messenger RNA. RefSeq names its product zinc finger protein 761-like. The record is from RefSeq and is a predicted model, not a curated record. Gene Ontology annotation, molecular function: RNA polymerase II cis-regulatory region sequence-specific DNA binding; DNA-binding transcription factor activity. Gene Ontology annotation, biological process: regulation of cytokine production; regulation of immune system process; negative regulation of transcription by RNA polymerase II. The transcript is spliced from 5 exons. NCBI's taxonomy places the organism in Eukaryota, Metazoa, Arthropoda, Insecta, Coleoptera, Chrysomelidae. The coding region runs from base 5574 to 7307 and encodes 577 amino acids.
AUCUUGUCCAAGUUCCUGUUUAAAUGAAGUCUUCCGAGUCCCGAUUGAUGUCCUGAUGUAGACAUUUUGAGUUCCAGUCCCGUGAUGUUUAUCCAGUUGAUUGCCCCGAAAUAAAAAGGAAGCCAUGAAGCCCACCUCAGGUCGAUGACCCUGCUUGUUUGUAGAUGAACCCCCUUUCCGUGUAGUUUGUGACGUGUGAUAAAGGAUUUUGUUUAAAUAUGGUAUGAUAUAUUUUUUUAAAUUUUGCAAGGAUCCCAAAUGGAUAAAUAUUUUUGUUGGUAAAGAGUUUUGAAAAAUAAUAGUUGUUUGUGCUUUCAUGAUGCAACUUGUAAAUUAAAAUGACAGUGACUUUGACCUUUGACAGCUGCGUCAAAAUUUUGUUUUGACAUACACUGUCCAACAAGUUCUUUUGUCAUUCUUUUGUUAUGUUAAAUUGAAGAUUUUUUUUGUAAUGUAAAAGAUUUGUAGAUAUUUUGUCCUGUAAAAUCAUUUCCUGUUAAAAGUUUUUUUGUUUGUUUAAAAAAAAACCACCGUAAAGUUUUAAAUAAAUGUUUGUGAAAGUGUAUCUAUCAUCUCAUUUCUGUAGCCUUUGGAAAAAUUUUAACAGAAAACUAAUGCAACUGUAUGAAAGUUUUAGUUCAGAAGAAAAGAAAGAAUAUGGCAUAGAAGCCAAUAAUAAGGAAAGAUGUUGUCCCAAUGUAACCCCAAAGAGGAAUCAAUGAUGAUUGUCCCCCCGAUUGGUACCCGUAAGUAAGAAAGUAUCCAGUAAGUACCCAUAGGUGAAAUAGAGGAUUUAUUUCAAACGGCGUCCCUUUUUGUUAAAUAGUAGAAAGAUCCUCUAGUCAGAGUAAGUACCCUUAUGUAUUUAGUUAUGGUAGUGUAGUCAUCUUAACACCCCUUCACCCUCCCUAACGAAUCUACGACCUAGCUCCCGCACAACAAAUGAGCUGCCGUCCCGCAACGAGGCUUUAUGUGUCUGCUUCUUCUUCUUUAGCCCCAUUCUUACCCCCCAGUAUCUCUAUAGAUAGUCUUUCCUUGUUCCCAUAUGAGCAGACAUGUAAAACGCUUCAAAUGUCGCCCAACGUGUGAGGCCGAUUCAUUUUUCUGCCUCCUUCAGUAUCCAGUUGUUGUCUUGUCCAUGUUAAACGCUUCAAAUGGCCCCGGCAACGUGGGGCCUGUACUUUUUUUGGCCUCCCUCAGACCCCAUUUGCAUGUUCCCACUACCAUAUCCCUUUAGCCUCCUUUCGGUCUCAUUUGUACUACAACUGUUAGGCAGUGCCCGUCUUGGGUAGCCGAUCUCAGUUUGUGGUGCAAGUGUUUCCGAUAACAUGGAAGCUCGACUCGUGUCAUGUUUUGUAUGCCCAUUGUUACAAGUCUAGCUUGUAGACAUGUUCAACUAGUAGUUAGCCUAUCUACUAGUCCCCAAUGUCUUUAGCCACCCCCCACUUAGUGUUACAUUUGUAACGUACACCCUGAAGUUUGACCCGAGUAAAUAUCGCCCAAGUCUUCCCAUGUAGUUUAGCCCAGAUUCCUCUUGUCUUGCCCCCAGAAACUGUUUCAUGUCUGUUAGUGCCCCUGAAACUGUUUCAGUCUGUUAGUCCCCAUGAAAGAGCCCAUUUUUGUAGUUUUUGUUGCAAAAGUUAAUAAUUUUUCCAAAGAGGUGUAAGUAUGUACACAUUUUGUUGUGAUGUUGAUUUGGUCGUGCUGUUGAUUGUAUAGGCAUGUACCAUUUCAUACAUCAUAGUGUAUUUAACUUGUAACCCCAUAUGUAUACUGGUAUUGUAUUGUAUUGUAAGUAUCGUAGAACAGAAUUGUAUGUUAUUGUAGCGUACUAACUGUAUUGUAUUGAUAUUGUACCCAUGAUGAAAGCAUUGAUUUGAAUUUUUUUGAAAAUAUUGAUGAAAUAUAUAGACAAACAGUUGAAUAAAAAAGUAACGUAAAAUUUUUUUGAAAAUUUUGAUUAAAAGUAACGUUAAAUAUUUUGAAUAUUGAAUCCAAUUAUGAAGUAUAACAGUAUGUUGUAUUUUUUGCAUGUAUUCCUAUAGAUCAACAGUUUUUUACAGAAUAACCGUUUUUUGUGAUUAUUGAUUUGGUCAUUUGAGUAGAUGUGUAAUGUUGUUGGUAUGGUCCGUGUAUGAGUUUAGUCCCGUAUAGUCUGUGUGAGAGAAGUUACCCCUUGUAGAAGUCACCCCAUGAAGAAGUGAAGAGGGAAACCGUGGAGAGGCCCCCCACUUCUGUGUUUUUUUCAAGCAGCCAGGAGAAAAGCUGUCACUUUUAGAUUUGAAGAUAGCGUUCUCUGUCGACACUGUUUGAGAAUAACUGUCUUGAAGUGUAGAAGUUAGCCCCUGAAAAAGCCCCCCCCUUGUCUGUGUUGCCCCUUGUUUUUUUUUUUUUUUUGACUAAUCUAUCUUUGUAGGUGUCAAAAGGAUGCCAGAGGUUAGUUAAAAAGAGCCCGUGAAGUAGUAGUUGAAGUCUCCCCCCCAGUGAAGUAGUUAAAGUCCCCCCGUGAAUGAAGUAUGUCUUUUUGUAUCUGACAUGUCACAAGUGUAAUACUCGUGAUGAAGGAAGUGUUGUUCAGCUAUCUGUGAACACUUUCAUUAGUAGUCGGAGCAAGAAAUGUCUUAUCCCGUGUGAGCUCAUAUAGGAACCAAAUUUCAAUAUUGUUUGUGUUUGUAAGCCCCUGAGUAUAUCUAGAAGUCAAAAAGUAUGUUGUUGUCUGUUUGUUUGUCUAUCCCUGUUUUGUCUGGAAGUUUUAGAGCCCAUUGUCUGUUGUCCCGUGUUGUCUAUUAGCCUGUGUUGUCUAUUAGCCCGUGUUGUCUAUUAGCCCGUGUUGUCUAUUAGCCCGUGUCCGUGCUGGAGUUUGAUUUUUUUUGGCGAAUAGUUAGUUGACCUCUCUUCUCUUUGUUGAUUGAAAGUAGGCCAAGAGCAGAAGCUGUGACAAGGCUGGUGAGGUUAGGAUCUGGCCGCGUUGAGUACAGGUGAAGCUUGCUUUCGGUCGAUAAAUGGAAGCGGUUGUUCGUCAGAACUGUCAUACUUUCCAAUGUCCCUUUGGUCUUCCCCUUGCGUGUUGCUUUCACCCCCUGUUUUGAAAAAGUAGCCCCCCGUUUUGAAAAAUAAAGUCCACCCCCAGUCUUGAGAAAUGAAAUGCCCCCAGUUUUGAAAAGUAAGUCUAUCCCCAGUUUUGAAAAGUAAAGCCCAACCCCCCUGUCUUGAAAAAUGAAGUCUAUCCCCUGUUUCGAAAAUUGAAGUGUAGCCCUGUUUUGAAAAUGAAGUCUUUCCCCAGCUUGUGAUUUGAAAAUGAGAGAGUUGUCUAGUGAACGUUCAUGAAAGGUUCUUAUGUCCUGGAUUGGACUGUUGAUUGAAAACGUAAUGAUGUAGUGUUCUCUAUAUCAUAUGUUGCGUUCAUUUCCCUUAGUCUUGUUUAAAAAGUUUGAUAUCCUGUUUGAACCCAGUAUACUAGUCUUUUUGGUCUUUUGUUGUUGUCACACAUACCCCCUCCCCCUUGUUAGUCUUGUUUUGAUUUUAGCCCUUGUUGUUGUCAUAUACCCCUUUGUCUAGCCCUGUCUUGUUUGAAUGAGUUGUUGAAGUAAGUUGUUGGUGAGAUUUUGUCUCACUGAGGUGUUUAGACUGGAUUGUCUAAAUCCUCGUUUUGCAGAACCGUUGCCGAAAUGUCCCGUGAAACUCGCUAGGUGUUAGCAGAGUUUGGGCAGAUGUUUAUCUGUCAAACAUCAACUUUUUAGUUUUUGUGAACCGCUCGCGGUUAGGCAACGAGGUGACAAGGCUGUGUCUGCCCUGGUAUGUCACUUGUGUUACUGCUGUGGAUGUCAGCGAGGUCCACACAGGGCACAAGUUUAGUUUCUUUCCCAAGGCACAGAAACUCUUGUCACCUACAGUUCUUUGUAGAGUCAAGAAACAUUUAAGUCUACUCGACUUUAAAGAGUCUGGCGAUUGAUGGCACGCUAGCCCAAUCCCUAACGACUUUUUUGUUUUGUUUAAUCCCCACUAGCCAUUAUCUAAAUAUUUUGAUAUUGUUGUCCUGUCACACCUAAGAUGUCCAUGUUGGAUUUUUUUCUGUUUGUUAUCGAAAACUGGAUAAUCUUAUCCAGGUUUCUCUUUUGCGCGGAGGCUUUGUAACGUUUGAAAAAACUCCAACAUUAAUUUAAUAUCCCAAUUCCCAAAAAGAAUGUCUAUUUUUUUAAUUUAUUUUGUGAAGUUCAAUAUCAUUAUAAGAUCCCAAGCCGACCCUGUAUACAGCCAUGAAGUAUUGCAGCAACAUUUCAAUGUGUUACAAGAUUCCUGUUUAUUUGAGACGCAAAAACAGAAUUUGUAAGAAGUGUUGACAAAAGUACAGUUCUAAUGCGUAGAUGAACUUUCUAGAACAAAUCUUGAACUGAAAGUUGAGUUCUUGUCAACUAAGCAUCCCUAAGGAUCAAAAUCGCUCGGUACUUCCGUCGUAUUUUCCCCGAUCUGUGGCUUCAGACCGAAGCGCAGAUCAGUCCGGUUUGAUUUCUUCAAGCGUGAAGAUCGCUUGCCGACUCACCCCAAAAGGGCGUGGUGCCUUUUGUUACCCGCCGGUAAAGGGUAUAGUAUGUCGUUCUGGAAGAUCUAGUGUGAGGGCACGAUGUUUUUUUUUACCCCGUAGUGAAGUUGGGUGCUCUUACACUGUGUUUGAGUUGUGACGCAGUACUAUACGCCGGCGUGGUAUGAAGUCCCUGUAUCUUGUCCAAGUUCCUGUUUAAAUGAAGUCUUCCGAGUCCCGAUUGAUGUCCUGAUGUAGACAUUUUGAGUUCCAGUCCCGUGAUGUUUAUCCAGUUGAUUGCCCCGAAAUAAAAAGGAAGCCAUGAAGCCCACCUCAGGUCGAUGACCCUGCUUGUUUGUAGAUGAACCCCCUUUCCGUGUAGUUUGUGACGUGUGAUAAAGGAUUUUGUUUAAAUAUGGUAUGAUAUAUUUUUUUAAAUUUUGCAAGGAUCCCAAAUGGAUAAAUAUUUUUGUUGGUAAAGAGUUUUGAAAAAUAAUAGUUGUUUGUGCUUUCAUGAUGCAACUUGUAAAUUAAAAUGACAGUGACUUUGACCUUUGACAGCUGCGUCAAAAUUUUGUUUUGACAUACACUGUCCAACAAGUUCUUUUGUCAUUCUUUUGUUAUGUUAAAUUGAAGAUUUUUUUUGUAAUGUAAAAGAUUUGUAGAUAUUUUGUCCUGUAAAAUCAUUUCCUGUUAAAAGUUUUUUUGUUUGUUUAAAAAAAAACCACCGUAAAGUUUUAAAUAAAUGUUUGUGAAAGUGUAUCUAUCAUCUCAUUUCUGUAGCCUUUGGAAAAAUUUUAACAGAAAACUAAUGCAACUGUAUGAAAGUUUUAGUUCAGAAGAAAAGAAAGAAUAUGGCAUAGAAGCCAAUAAUAAGGAAAGAUGUUGUCCCAAUGUAACCCCAAAGAGGAAUCAAUGAUGAUUGUCCCCCCGAUUGGUACCCGUAAGUAAGAAAGUAUCCAGUAAGUACCCAUAGGUGAAAUAGAGGAUUUAUUUCAAACGGCGUCCCUUUUUGUUAAAUAGUAGAAAGAUCCUCUAGUCAGAUUUGUUAGCCAUGGAAUUUAAAGUCGAAAUCAAGGAAGAGUUUUUUGAAAAUAAUGAAAGAUGCAUAGGGAGUCCGUUGUUCACAUCAACAGAUAUUAGAGGUUUGAAGAAUGAACCAGAGGAUACAUCAGCAAUGGAAGUGAAAUCUGAAAUUAAGAAAGAAUUUGCUGGAAAUGAACAAGGAUAUAUAGAGAGUCAACUAACUAUGGGCCUAGAUCUUGGAGACUUGAAGAAUGAAAUAGAUGAAGCUAACUCAGGAUUUUCCAAGGAAAAUGGAAUGGAAAUCAUGAAUACAUUACCUGAAACUCCAUGCAAAGAAGAACAACAAAUAAGUCCAAGCUCAGGAGAAAAAAAGCAAUUUUCUCAAAAAGAUUGUUUGGAAUGUGACACAUACAAGUGUGAAAUUUGUUUUAAGCAGUUUAACCAAGCAAGUAAUUUCAAAGCACAUUUGAGACUGCACUCUGGAGAAACGCCUUACAAGUGUGAAAUUUGUUUUAAGCCGUUCAACCAAAAAGGAUUUUCCAAGGAAAAUGGAAUGGAAAUCAUGAACACAUUACCUAAAACUCCAUGCAAAGAAGAACAACAAAUAAGUCCAAGCUCAGGAGAAAAAAAGCAAUUUUCUCAAAAAGAUUGUUUGGAAUGUAACACAUACAAGUGUGAAAUUUGUUUUAAGCAGUUUAACCAAGCAAGAAAUUUCAAAGCACAUUUGAGACUACACUCUGGAGAAACGUCUUACAAGUGUGAAAUUUGUUUUAAGCCGUUUAACCAAAAAGGUAAUUUGAAAACUCAUUUGAGACUACACUCUGGGGAAGCGCCUUACAAGUGUGAAAUUUGUUUUAAGCAGUUUAACCAAGCAAGUAAUUUCAAAGCACAUUUGAGACUGCACUCUGGAGAAACGCCUUACAAGUGUGAAAUUUGUUUUAAGCCGUUUAACCAAAAAACUAAUUUGAAAACUCAUUUGAGACUACACUCUGGGGAAACGCCUUACAAGUGUGAAAUUUGUUUAAAGCAGUUUAGACAUGCGAAUAGUUUCAAAGCACAUUUGAGUGUCCACACUGGAGAAGCGCCUUAUAAGUGUGAAAUUUGUUUUAAGCAGUUCAGACAUAAAAUUUCUUUGGAUACGCAUACGACAAUUCACACUGGAGAAACUCCUUACAAGUGUGAAAUUUGUUUUAAGCAGUUUAACCAAAAAAGUAAUUUGAAAACUCAUUUGAGACUACACUCUGGGGAAACGCCUUACAAGUGUGAUAUUUGUUUAAAGCAGUUUAGACAUGCGAAUAGUUUCAAAGCACAUUUGACAGUGCACACUGUAGAAGCGCCUUACAAGUGUGAAAUUUGUUUUAAGCAGUUUAACCAAGCAAGUAAUUUCAAAGCACAUUUGAGACUGCACUCCGGAGAAAGACCUUACAAGUGUGAAAUUUGUUUUAAGCCGUUUAACCAAAAAACUAAUUUGAAAACUCAUUUGAGACUACACUCUGGGGAAACGCCUUACAAGUGUGAAAUUUGUUUAAAGCAGUUUAGACAUGCGAAUAGUUUCAAAGCACAUUUGAGAGUGCACACUGGAGAAGCGCCUUACAAGUGUGAAAUUUGUUUUAAGCAGUUCAGACAUAAAAUUUCUUUGGAUACGCAUACGACAGUUCACACUGGAGAAGCUUCUUACAAGUGUGAAAUUUGUUUUAAGCAGUUUUCUCAAAAGGGUGCUUUAAAAAGUCAUUUGAGAAUGCAUACUGAAGAAAAACCUUAACUGUGUGAGAAUUGUAUUAAACAGUUUAUCCAAGCAAGUCAUUUCAAAGUACGCUAUAAGUUUGAAAUGACGCUAUCAAAGCAACAUUUGCCUAACCCAAAAACGAAGUUUUGAGAUAGAUGCAAUCUUUGCAUUCGUAUUUCUAGUAAGUAUAUUUGUUAAGGGAGCAAGAAAUUAUGUAGGGCCAUCUAGCCAAAUAUAGAGGUGGUUGUGUCGGCCCCUGUUAAUCCGAGGAUCUAAUGUUGCUGCUUUUAAUGAUAUAUUAAUCUCCUCUUCUUCAAUUGCCAUCUCCGCGACGGAGGUCAGCAAUCAUCAUAGCUAUUCUGACUUUCGAGACGGUUGCUUUGUAAAAGUUCAUUUGAUGUACAUCCGUACCGUUCUCUCAGGUUGCGCAGCCACGAUAUUCUGCGUCUCCCUAUGCUUCCUUUCCCUUGAAUCUUUAAUAUUCCCUGCAUAAUCAAUUGGAGCAAGCUGUAUCUCUCUCUGAAAUAUUCUAGUUUUUUUUUGAUGGUAUUUAAGAUCUCCAUUUCUUUAUUCAUCUUUUCCAGAACCUCUUUGUUUCUAACGUGUUCUGUUCACGACAUUUUCAGAAUUUUUCUGUACACCCACAGCUUGAAUGAUUCUAGUUUUUUCAUUUAUGCCGCAUUCAAUGUCCAAACUUUCAUUCCAUAAAACAAAGUCGAGAAAACGUAGUACCUAGCUAACCUAAUUAUUAGCAGAGCACUAUUCACAUUUUGUUAAAAUUUGCUCUAGCCUUUUGUAUUCUGAUUUUGAUUUCCUGGAAGUAAUCAAAUGUGGAGUCGAUCAUUGUUCAAUUAAAAUUAAUCUAAAAAUGCUCAAUUUCUGGUUUAGGCCACUGUUACUCUGAGGGCGAAACAUGUUUUAAAAAGUCUCGUCAAGUAGGCAAAAUGAAACUACAUCAGAGAUUAGAGAUUGUUUAGGUCCCUUAUUUCAGUAACGUCAAACGUUAUUUUGCUCACGAGCAUUGACAGAAAAAUAACGGAUUACUUUAUUAGAGGAUAAGGUAUUCCCUUAUUUAGGUAAAAAUAAGGUUCACGAUAUUAAGGAAUUACGUGUUUGUAAUAUUGUCAGAUGUUAUAUAUCUAUUCUAAAUCAUAAAAACGAAAAAAAAUCAUGAGCUGAACCAAAGAAAACUAGAAAAAAAUAUUGUAAUGAUGUUUAAAAUCAAAAUUUGUUUUUUCUAAAAACGAUCAGUUAAUAAACAGAUAAUAUAUUCCACUUGGCUACCUUAUUGAAUAAUUCCAAAUUACACCACUUCUUGAAAAAGUUGACCCAUGAGAUGACUGAAUUUUCUUGUUAAACUUAAAUAGGUUAUAGCACACAACUGCUGUUUUAUCAAAAAUCAAUUAUGCUUUUUCUCAUGAGGAUCUUUGCAUGUGACAGAAAAAAACGCACGUCGGUGAUUACAUUUCAUCGGUGACAUUUACAACAUUUAUUCUAGUUGUCAAUAGAUGCCUCUAUAAUCGAAAAAAAAUUAUUUACGAAUUAUAUAAUAUAUCUACGAAUAUAAUCUGUACAAUUUAUAAGACUAUACAAAUCAAAGAAAAUACCAUUUUAGAAAUGCAAUAAACACAAUUGAUUUGAUUUUAUGCCAAAUUGCAAAUAAAAUGUGACAACUGUCAGAUUUAACUAAAAUGUCAUGUCACUAAAAUGUAUAUUAUCACGGACUUCCCUUUUUUUCUAUCAUUUGUGACGCACUGAAAAAUGCUCAUGAAAAGAAGCAUAUCUAGGUUUAUCAAAUAUCAAUUAAAGUUAACCUGUGUUAGCGUCAUAGACAUAAUAAUAAUAGACUAGAUAAGGUAUGGGCCGCUCUGUGCAUCUAGGUGUAAGACCAAUAUCAAGGACGUCAUUGGCCAAUAUUCGCUUUGAAUAGUCUAGCCACCUUUGUCUGUCACAUUUGUGGGAUCGCUCGGUAAAAAUAGACGGAUAUAUCACCGAUUGACUGCCCGCGCGUUACAGUAUUUUGCUCAGUAUGCCAUGUAUAUUUUUAUUAUGUCUAUGGUUAGCGUAGUGCGUAGUUUCCAUCGAGUUAGAAUCCCAUGGAGAAGCUACGAGCAUAUUAAUCUGUGUAUUAUAAACGACAUCAUAAGGUAUGGUUAACGAUCAUGCAAAUAUGGCCGUGGAAUCAGAGCUGGACCCAAUAGAGCUUUUCAACGCUUCUCAUUUGUUUCAAGAUUAAGUAUUUUCUAUGGGAAAUAAGCCACAAUUUUACUAAAAAAUGAAUUUAUUAACGUUUCGAAGCCCAAAUCGGGUUUCGUUGUCAAAAUACAAAAUACUAUUAAAAUAAACAAAAAUGUUGCUAAGUAAAAAAAUUCUAAUAAUUUAUUUAAUCUGACUUAUUUAUAUUGGCAAUUCAGACGUAUAUUAUACAUUUUAAAGUAGAAGACUUUAAAAUGAUAUCGCCAAUAUUUAUGAGUUGCGUUCCUGGGACGACUUUACUAAAAGAUAGUUCAUUCGAUUACAUGAAAUCAGUCCCAACUCAAGAAUAUCCUAGUAGAAUGUAGUAAUAUGUGGUUACCCAUACUGAAAGAGGAAGUCAAUAGAAAGAAAAUACCACGAUUAGUAAGUCAAUAACAUAUCGAGUUAGUACAAAUUUUAUAUUUUAGUAUUACUUAUUGUAUAUCUAUGUAUUAUUAAUAUUAUUUAUAAUUUAAACAUAUUAAAGUCAGAAUUUGGUAUCAGUUUUUUGAAGGUAAAUUAAAUGUAAGACCAAAUACUUACGAUGUCGGGAUAGUAUCACGAAGUUUUUUUCUGGUUUUCCCUCGUGAUUUACUAUGGAAUCUCUAACGCGAGAAUUUUACUGUCAUCGUUGCAUUUGGUUGUCUUUUUAAAGACAGAUCACAUGCUAUGAUUUUUUUGCGACGGAUAUUCUUGAGUUGGGAUUGAUUUCAUGUAAUCGAAUGAACUAUCUUUUAGUAAAGUCGUCCCAGGAACGCAACUCAUAAAUAUUGGCGAUAUCAUUUUAAAGUCUUCUAGUUUAAAAUGUAUAAUAUACGUCUGAAUUGCCAAUAUAAAUGAGUCAGAUUAAAUAAAUUAUUAGAAGAAUUUGUUUACUUAGCAACAACAUUUUUGUUUAUUUUAAUAGUAUUUUGUAUUUUGACAACGAAACCCGAUUUGGGCUUCGAAACGUUAAUAAAUUCAUUUUUUAGUAAAAUUGUGGCUUAUUUCCCAUAGAAAAUACUUAAUUAUAAAAAUGCCACAAGGAAAUAGCUUCAGAACAACAUUUGUUUCAAGCUUCUGUCCUAUGUCGUAUAUUAAUAUUAUACACGGAUUAUACGACAUAUGACGAAAGCUCGAAAUAAAUGAGAAGCGUUGAAAAGCCCUAUAAUAUUAAAACUACUGUAGAAAUCAAUCACUAUCUCGACAAUACCUGGAGCAACAAAAGUCUGCUUUGACCCUACAUUAUUAUUCACUUGGUGCAUAUAAUUUUGUAAGAAGAAUUUUUCUGAUUUUAACUCGAUGGUAGUUUCUGAAAGGAUUCAAAAACGAUUUUAAGUAAAAAGGUAUCCCUUAUUUAUUACUCAAUGCUCAUGACAAGUAUAACGUUUUCGUUUAACGUACAUCAAAAAGUAGAGGGCCUAAGAACUCAUCUCUAUUGCAUAGUGGAGAAAACCUUUACAAGCGUGAACAUUGUUAUAUUCAGUCGUACUAAUAAUUAAUUUUCUUUGUACAAUAACUAAUUUUCUUAUGUUAUAAAUACAUUAUACUAAGUGUAAAUAAAUAAUGAUUGAAUUGCGUAA